UUACAUUUCCGCAGUUGCAGUCUUGUUCUAUUCGUUAUUCUGAUCAGACCGUAUAAAGUGAAUUUCAGUUAAAAUGUUAGAACUGGUAGUUAUUGCGCUGUCGCUAUUGGUAGUUUACUUCUACUGGAGUGCUAAUUAUUGGGCAAGAAAGGGAGUGAAGGCACCCGCGCCACUGCCGAUCGUGGGAAAUAUGUUGGAUUAUGUGCGAGCGCGGAAACACUAUGGACAAGUUUACCAGGAUAUUUACAAUUCAUUUCCCAAUGCUGCUUACGUUGGAAUUUAUCGACUAUUCAACGAGCCCGCGAUCCUAGUCCGUGAUUCAGAAGUACUGAAAGAUGUUUUCAUCAAAGAUUUUCAGUCCUUCAGAGAUAAUUAUUUCCUCUUCGACAAAAAAAUGGAUCCAUUGUUGGAUAUAAACCCAUUUGUAGCUGUUGGAGACGAUUGGAAAACUUUAAGAUCACAAAUGGGAUCUUUGUUCACGUCUAGUAAAAUCAAAACUAUGUUUCCUAUCAUUUACGAUACUGGUCGCAAGUUAGAAAAUUACAUUGAGAAAGAAAGGAAAACCUCGCUGGAAGUUAAAAGUCUAUGUGCCAAAUACACAAUAGAGAUAAUGGCAUCAGCAAGUUUUGGCCUGGAAGCUGAGACCUUCACAAAUCCUAAUUCACAUUUCACGAAACAUUGCGAAACAGUUUUUACGUCACAUGCUUGGAGUUACAUUCAUAACAUGGGGGCGAAUUUUUGGCUAUCUGUAUCGAAGAUUUUCAAUGUUCCAUUCGUACCUAAGAACAUGCAGGAAUGGCUACUAUCCGUCAUCAAAGAUGCUAUCGAGAAUCGAAAAUUAGAAACAGAAGCCAGAAAUGAUUUCUUGGAAAUAAUCCGUAACUCGAAGGACAGUUCUGGCAAACCCAUUAGUAUGAAUACAGUUUAUGGACACUGCACAUCUUUACUUUUGGAAGGUUUUGAAACAUCCAGUACAACAAUGGCAAAUUGUUUAUAUGAACUAGCGGAGAAUCUGGAUGUCCAGAAAAAACUUCAAGCCGAAGUUGAUGCAAUAUAUGACAAAUAUGAAGAUAAAAUCACCUACGAGGCAGUUGCAGAGAUGGCUUACUUGGAUAAAGUUAUGCAUGAAACACUUCGAAUGCAUCCACCCAUGCUAGCAACUAUCAAAAAGUGCACCGAAACCACAACGUUCCCACCUCAAUAUCCUAGCUCAAAGCCAAUUACUGUACCGGAAGGAUCGAUAAUUGUGAUUCCAAUUCUAGCGAUACACUAUGAUCCUGAAAUCUACCCCCAACCCAACGCUUUCAAUCCGGACAAUUUCAGUGAGGAAGCGCAAGCAGCGCGCAAUAAAUGCUCGUUUUUGGCUUUCGGCGAAGGACCUAGGAUUUGUGUAGGUCAGCGACUUGGGUUGACCCAAAGUAAAGCAGGAAUUGCAGCUAUACUCAGAAAGUUCAACGUUCGAAUAUCUCCAAAAACUCAAGUUCCUCUUCAGCUAUUGCCAGACACGUUCUUGAGUAACGCUAGGGGUGGAAUUUGGAUUGAUUUCGAGCCAAGAAAUAAUAAAGCGGCUUAAUUGUCAUACAGUAAAUAAAAAUUGAAAGUGAUCUCUUUGAAGUGAGAAUUAUAUGAAAAAGGAUGUAUGACAUCCCUUUUUAUUAAGAAUGAAUUGUAAUCCUAUCUCUACAGAUUGUAAAUACUCUGACGAUCUCUUUCGUAAUAAAGGUUUUGAGUAAA
Molecule: messenger RNA, 1734 nt
Organism: Hermetia illucens (black soldier fly)
Lineage: Eukaryota; Metazoa; Arthropoda; Insecta; Diptera; Stratiomyidae
Product: probable cytochrome P450 308a1
Exons: 8
Coding region: 74-1573 (499 amino acids)
Molecular function (GO): oxidoreductase activity, acting on paired donors, with incorporation or reduction of molecular oxygen; heme binding; iron ion binding
Source: RefSeq, a predicted model, not a curated record